This is a messenger RNA of Porites lobata, 6323 nucleotides long. The record is from the annotation of a GenBank genome assembly. NCBI's taxonomy places the organism in Eukaryota, Metazoa, Cnidaria, Anthozoa, Scleractinia, Poritidae.
AUGAUACAUGUCCAGUUGAAAGUUGUAUUAGAUUUCAACCGAGAUGUCCAUAUGAGAAUGCUUGACAGGGAUGGAAGGAAUAACUUUCCAACUUCUGGUAGGUUCAACCCAUAAACCCCAAUAAGCGUUACGCCAAGUAAAUGGAAUUUGGGGACCACACGAGGCAAAGAGAAAGUGUUUUGACCACGGCAUGAUUCGCACCCACGCGCGACCUCCAAGUUAGAUAAUUUUAUGCUGUUGCUCUACUGGUUAUGCUGUGAACCCUGCGUGGAGCAAGUCGUGGCUAAUUUGUGUGGCAAAUCGCGUCGAGGGUAGAAUGUGUAGUUAAGUGAACGUACAUACUUAGUACUGAUCUCAGUAUUAUCUGCCAUGUACAUUGUUGGUACUGUGUAGCAAAUGAUGCAACAGACAAUUAUCUCUCGCUGGAGUGAAAAAUCAUCGACUGCUACAAAAAAAUCCUUUAAACCCCGAUUAGCGUCUAUUUUAUAUAAAAAAACACCACUACAUGUGCAAUGUGUAUUUCAACUUUUCGUUAUUAUUUCAGAGUUCCUGUCCCUGCCAAACCGCGGGAAUUGAUAUCAAAGCUUGCUUCUGGGAGUUCUUAGCAGGAAUUUCACUCUCGGCAUCAACAGGUAAGUGCUUUGAGUUUGCAAGUCUUCAGCUUCCUAGAUUUCUGGCCUUUUUACGUUUAAUCUCUUUCUAUUAUAGAGAAGAUCAAGGUUACCCCAAUCUAAAAUUAUCAACGCAGACAAUGGGAAUCCUGGUUUGCUUAGGAACUGACUUUUUUGUGGAAAUUCGAAUGAGUGUAUAGGCGUUGAAACGUAUUUUGCGUAAACCGCUGACACUUAAACCGAAUUUACACAAUAAAUCAGGAAACAGAGAAACGUAGGGAUACCGAACUAAAAUUAUCAACGCAGACAAUGGGAAUCCUGGUUUGUUUUGAAACUGAUUUUUUUGUGGCAAUUCGACGCGGUGUAUAGGCGUUGAAACGUAUUUUGCGUAAACCGCUGACACUCAAACCGAAUUUACACAAAAAAACAGGGAACAGAGAAACGUAGGGAUACCAAUCCAAAAUUAUUAACGUGGACAACGGGAAUCCUGAUUUGUUUGGGAACUGAUUUUUGUGGAAAUUCGACGGGGUGUAUAGGCGUUGAAACGUAUUUUGCGUAAACCGCUGACACUCAAACCGAAUUUACACAAUAAAUCAGGGAACAGAGAAACGUAGGGAUACCAUGCUAAUUCGGGUACUUUUCAAAUUGGAACCUUAUGCUAACUUCUUAGUUUCUUCCUAUCUCUACAGGUGAUGGUAGCGCGCUUUGGGAUUGCCAAGCAAACUCUAUUGACCAUGAUUCUAUUUUUUCCGCUUUCUUUUUUAACGAGAAGGAGGUCCAGACGAAACUACAAUUAUCAACGCAGACAAUGGGAAUCCUGGUUUGUUUGCGAACUGAUUUUUUUGUGGAAAUUCGACGGGGUGUAUAGGCGUUGAAACGUAUUUUGCGUAAACCGCUGACACUCAAACCGAAUUUACACAAUAAAUCAGGGAACAGAGAAACGUAGGGAUACCAUGCUAAUUCGGGUACUUUUCAAAUUGGAACCUUAUGCUAACUUCUUAGUUUCUUCCUAUCUCUACAGGUGAUGGUAGCGCGCUUUGGGAUUGCCAAGCAAACUCUAUUGACCAUGAUUCUAUUUUUUCCGCUUUCUUUUUUAACGAGAAGGAGGUCCAGACGAAACUACAAUUAUCAACGCAGACAAUGGGAAUCCUGGUUUGUUUGCGAACUGAUUUUUUUGUGGAAAUUCGACGGGGUGUAUAGGCGUUGAAACGUAUUUUGCGUAAACCGCUGACACUCAAACCGAAUUUACACAAUAAAUCAGGGAACAGAGAAACGUAGGGAUACCAAUCCAAAAUUAUUAACGUGGACAACGGGAAUCCUGGUUUGUUUGGGAACUGAUUUUUUGUGGAAAUUCGACGGGGUGUAUAGGCGUUGAGACGUAUUUUGCGUAAACCGCUGACACUCAAACCGAAUUUACACAAUAAAUCAGGGAACAGAGAAACGUAGGGAUACCACUCCAAUUUUGGUACUUUUCAAAUUGGAAACUCAUACUGGACAUAUAAUAACCAUAAGAUACCCCUCUCAUUGAGAUUCUUUUUAAAGCAAAAACGUAUUCUAACUUUCUAGUUUCUUUUUAUUUCUACAGGUGAUGGCUGAGCACAUUUUAUUCUCAGAUUUCUAACCUUUUUCCUUGAUUGUCUGUAGUGUUGUUGUUUUAGAUCGGCCACAACACUGGGCUUUGUAGGCUUUGACUUUUAUUCAGUCUUUCCAGGUCAAAGCGAAGAUGUGCAUAAUUGGAGCUAAAAUUAUUAGGUGGAGAUUUGGAAUCCUGAAUCCUGACUGACCACAGACGUCUGCUUUUGGUUGAACUAUUGUAUCUUCGAGUUUUAUAGUUUGGCUGGUAUGAGUACAUUACGUGAUGAAUUUCUUUUUUAGAAAGGUCUUUUAUAAGAUAUACUAUCACAAUUUCCCUUAGCAACGGCUGGCUUUAUAAGAAGCCAUACUUCAAGCAAAGCCAAGUCAUCGUUCUUUCGUGAUCGGUGACUUUCAACAGAUUCUUCUCCAUCAUUUUAUCUGAAUAACUAGGCUCGAAAUAUUCUUGUAUUACUCGUAAAUUGAAGCUUAUAUCAUUUCUGGUUCAUGAUGUAUUGGGGUAUCAAUGGACCUUUUAUCGAACUGUUAUAAGCACUGAACAUUUGACUUUGUUAACGGUGCAGUUUUUUGAAGUUUGCUUGCUAAUUUUUUUUUGUUUAGAGAAAGGGUCAAUUAUAUCAGAUAAGUUUAAAACAAUUGUAUUUUAUUAACAGAUUUUCAACACAAACUAAUAAAUCCUGUUGAAAAUCUCAGUCUCAGAUUUCAGUAGCGAUAUUUUAUAAAAUAUAUUCUGGUAAAAAAGAAAGAGUGUAGUCGUAGCGCCUCAACCUUAAUAAACUAUUUUUAACUUUUAAAGAAAUUAUAAAGAAAUGUUUGAUUUGGAAAAUCUCUUUCGGUUUAGUGUUUUUUCGAGGCGUACGCACAUCAAGGAUUGUUUCUAUUUUUAUUAUUUCUCCUUUGUUUAUACAAGUAUUCAGAAUAAUUAUUUCUCUCCCUGUUUUCCGACAGGUGCGAGUGUUUGCCAUUUUGAAUUUAUCGUUUGCCCUACACAUGAAGUCUACCCGUGUUAUAAUGCGGUGCUACUAGACAUAGAUGAACUGGUAAGUUUUUGCUACCUUCAACUUGCUUUUUCUGCAAGAGAAAUCAACUUAUUUGACUUAAUUUUAAUGUGUAAUUUUAGGCCGUUUGUACAUUCUUGUUUGCUGGGCUGUAAUAGUCGUGUUUACGUUUUAUUAACUAGGUAUACCUAUCGAUAGAGUGCCAACGAACAAAUCAUGCGUAUUUUGCUUAGGAAUAAAAUUCCUUUUUUCCCAUUUGACCGUUUCUUGGUCCCUUCCUGUUGCAAGGAUUAUUUUCUUGAAAAGUUCUCAGAUUCAGUCUGGUGGCUUUACAAACCUGCUAUGUAAAAGUGUGAAGUGCCUUGAAAGAAUAAAGUCAGCUUUGCAGAGGAAGCGAUCCAGAAUAUUAUGAAGUCCAGCUACAAAUCUACUGUCGGUUCGGUUUCACAUUGUUGAUAAAUAUUUGCACAGUUUAAUCAUUUAAACCUCCUUUCAAAUUUGCCGAGGCAAUGAAUGAUUCGCUGGGCCAUCUGAAAUGUUUCCAAGGACAUGCGAUGUACGGCACGUCGGUAUUUAAUUUUAGUUCAUUAUUUUUAUACUGAACUCGGCCAGGUUUCGAAAAAAAUGGCGUUGUUUUCUUUUCCUUUGUCGUUCGCUUUAGGCUUGUAAUUCGUUUUUGUUCUCAUUGUUCUUGUUUGCUGGUUAGAUUUUUUCCCCAACACCAGAUUUUCCAACAGAAGCGACUGCAUUCUUCGUGUCAAGCUUUCCUUAUCUCCUCGUGUAAUCUGAUCCUUUUUAGUGGUGAGAAUAUUGCUUGCUGCACAUAGAACACUUUUGCUGUUUUACAAACUUCUCUUCGUUAAAACUUAACAUUAUGGCCCCUAAAAUUAAUAGAAUAUAUCAAGUGCUCAUGUCUCUUGACUGCGGUGGCCGGGUUUGACGAAAAAUUUAGGUAAAUAAACACAAGUCACAACGGCGGGAAGUGUGUGAAAUUUUGUUUGUUAUUCAACUUGAGCUCGUGCGCCCGGUACUGCCUUUUGAUUGGUUCACAACUGACCACUUGGUCUCAGGGGAAUCUACAUUACAUUGGGUUACGCUUUUUUCAGCUCGAUCGAGAAUUUUUCUGCCUAUUGCCCAGUCUUACGCGGCUCUAUUCUGCUGCCGCCUCGCCAUCCGAGCGUCUUCGCUCGGAUGGCUCGUUGGCAAUAAGCCCUGAAUUUUUGUUGUAAAUUUGUUUAUAGGGGAAAGUUUUUUUAUGAGUAAAUGGCUUGGUGGAUAUGUGAUAUACGUCAGCAAACCCUAUUUACACAGUAAGCCAAGCUUAGAGUAAUAAAAUUAAGUUAAAUGAAUCUGUUUUCAAUUUAAGCAGAGAUGAUUAAUCAAACUGAUUAAUUUUUUUCUCUCAAUUUAUUUUAAAAUACUUUUUACAGCGGAAACAGGGCGAGAGCUCCAAACCAACAAACCCCAGUAAAAAGUGCCUCAAGGAUCAGAUACUGCUGCAGCGAUAACAAAGUAUGUUUACACUUGUUUUCCUGGCCUUGUUUACAAUGACAGUCACAGAACAAAGUAAUCUUCCUUGUUUUAUGAGGAUCUGCCAAAGCAAAGAACGAGAGUAAGAAAGUGGAAGAGAAAGAUUAGUAACACUAAACAAGAUUACUAACAGCAAAUUAUCAAUUUAGUUGCCUGCGUGCAGACGUUUCCUAUUUCCUUUGUUACACGCGGAAAAGGGACGUCUGCGUAACGCCGUCGCUAAUCGUGUUCCAGCGUCCCGCUGGCGGGGUAUUCUAUUUCGCAUAAAUUGUGAAAUAAUAUCCGGUUAGAAAUAAGAGUUGACAGGCCAAACAAAACAUCAUAAGCUGGUGAGACGGGCGAAACGUGACCUUGAGAGUCUGCUUGAACGGAGGUUUUUCUUCUUUUCUCUCUCGCGCGAAGAUUACUAGCACUACACAGUGCAUGUAGCAUUCUAACCUUUGACUGAGUAAAUCUCAUUUUUGCCGCGCUAAGUCUUCCAUUUAGAGGUCAUGAAGCAGGUUUGUUACAUGCACACUGAGUAAUCAUUUCCUGUGGUUUAUGCUUCUGUGGGUGUUCCCGAUAGGAUUUGAUUUCAGAUGCAGUUGUAAAAAGUGUCGAAAAUUUUCUUGACCUCUGUUUGUUACGGCUAAGUAAAGAUUUUAGUUCUUUGGCUGGCUUUCUCGAAAAUGCCUGCCUGUGCGAAGUCCACGCCGCUUUUUGUAGUUUUCCCAGACACUGUUUACAAAUAUGAUGUGAUCUGUCAUGCACAGUAAAUUGUAAAGAAAUAUUUUCUCAUACACGUUAAAUUUUUCCGCGUCCCCCACACAAGAUUUCGAUCGCUCUGCUUUUCGAUCGACGAAAACUUAACACACAAUCGCACAUGUUUUGAUUUGUUUUGUUAGAAAACCCCCGCCAUAAAUCAUUUGAAUCACCGCAUACAUUAUCAGACCACAUUCGAUAACAACCAAUCAGCGUUAAGUCAAACAAUGCGCACUGUGUGUCAGCCUAUCACAGCGUGUUCCCAAGAUCUUGGGAACCCAGCAGGACGCUGGAACACGAUUAGCGACGGCGUUACGCAGACGUCCCUUUUCCGCGUGCAACAAAGGAAAUAGGAGACGUCUGCACGCAGGCAAUCAAUUUAGCCGUCCUGCAGACCAAAUUCUGAUGGAGCCAUUUGAACUCAAAACAGCAACAACAACAACCAAAAUAGCUCUUUGAAAUACCCAUUCCAGCCAACGCUGGGACUCAUUUGAUACCUUGGGUCCAAAAUAGCCCUAAAUAAUCGUACUGUAUUGUAGUUGAGAAUUCUGAUCCAUAUUAAGAUAAUAGCUGCGGCUAACAUUGGAUACUCAUAUCCAAAAACGAAAGAUUUUCCAGUAAUCAGAGACUUAGUUAUGCAUGCGCAUAGGAUUAUGGCAUCGCCAGGGGGCAAAUAUUGCAAGUCGUUGCAAAGAAGUGUAUGGCGUGGAGUUGUUUCUCCGUUAAAAAAGCAGUGUCUUUGGACACAGAAUGCUGCAUUUUGCCGUGAUUUUAUCUGCAGCGGAGGAGACUUAGUCACGCUCGGCUCGGCGGCGAUCACAACGCUGUGCCGGUUUUUGACAACGAUCGA